AUGGGGAAGAUCCAUACCGCAGAGGCGAUGCAAGGCAUCAAAGUUGACGUUCUUAUGUGCCAAGAUGUGAGCUAUCGGUCAGGAGAUGUCUACUUUGCUGUGCUAGACUGUCUCAUUGGUCGCAUGCCAGGCGUCAUGGCGGGUAUCCGACUGAAAAAGCUGUCAGAAGAAGAAUAUCUAAGAGUGGAUGCUGAACAGAUUUUCGAGUUUGCACGAUUGGCUCGCAACGGGACUGUUGACAUUGAGGGCUUCGAUCCUCUGAAGGAACAGACAGAGUUGGCAGAGUUGAGAACACGCACCAAACACAAGGGAUGGAGGCCAAAAUCUGUUCGACUUUCACCAUCACAAGCCACUCCGUCUUCUAUCUCUCCUGGAUUCUGGCUGCUACCUCCAGCUGGUACACCUCCAGCGGACAUACAAAUUAUGGCAGCACACCCUCAUAUUUUCUGGGAUGGCGACGGCUUAAUCAUGCAGCCUCCAACGGCACCGUCUACCUCACACAAAACCGGUGCCUUGCAGUUCCGGAUAGGACGACUUCAAUUUCUACUUAUCUUCGGGCAAGUCCAAACUCCCAUGGGUAUGAAGCCUUGGUGUGUGAUUGAACAAUACUCCGGAAAUGUUGUCUUAGAGCAAUGGUAUAAUCAGUUUGCGGUUGCUUCGCAGCCCGGUGUAUUUUACGGGAGCAAUCAUCGAGAGGUGAGGCCGCCGCGAGGAUGGAUGAGCAUGAAGAUGCGAGAAGCCAAGAUCUCUGGUAAUCGGGACAUGUGCCUGAUGCAGCUCUGUGCAUGA
Molecule: messenger RNA, 789 nt
Organism: Trichoderma virens Gv29-8
Lineage: Eukaryota; Fungi; Ascomycota; Sordariomycetes; Hypocreales; Hypocreaceae
Exons: 2
Coding region: 1-789 (262 amino acids)
Source: RefSeq, a predicted model, not a curated record